This is a messenger RNA of Leptosia nina, 606 nucleotides long. NCBI's taxonomy places the organism in Eukaryota, Metazoa, Arthropoda, Insecta, Lepidoptera, Pieridae. The record is from the annotation of a GenBank genome assembly.
AUGAGUCGCUGUGAUUUUAAAAUUGUUUUGUUAGGUAGUGAACAUGUAGGAAAAACAAGUUUAGUCAUAAGAUUUGUGAAUUGUAGAUUUAAUGCAUCGACCCCUUACCAGAAUACAAUCGGUGCAGCAUUCUGCGCUAAAGCAAUGUGUGUUAAUGGUAAAACAUUUAACAUCGGUAUAUGGGACACUGCUGGUAGUGAAAGAUAUGAAGCUAUGACGCGCAUGUACUACAGAGGCGCGCACGCCGCCAUAAUCUGCUAUGAUCCAGCAAGUUUACCAUCAUGGGCGAGAUUACGACACUGGUUACAAGAGUUGAGGACGGUCGAAGAGGAUUGUAAAGUAUACCUGUGCGGUACUAAAAAGGACCUAAUGGAUUCUGGGGCAGCUGCCCGUGAUGUCCCGGAAGAUAUAGUUGGAACAUAUUCCCAGGGAUUGCACGGGCAUUACCUCACAUCAAGCAAGACCGGGGAAAAUGUUGAUGAACUCUUUCAGAAGAUAGUAGAAGAUUGUGCAGCCGACAUCAAAGUAAUGAAGAACAUAGAAGAACAAAGAGUACAAUUGCAGAAGGAGGAAGACGAGAAGAGAAAAGUCUAUUGUUAUUGUUGA